AAAUCAGCUGAUUUUGACACAUGAAACAGAUUGAUAAUGAGUACUGUCAAGCUGUCAGCUGAAGUAAACAUUAAACAUCUCUGAAAAGGUGUUUUUGUUUAGGGGAUUCGAUUCGACUGAAAUCGUACCUCAGUAUCUACAUAUGUAAUUACUAUUUAUUCAUUAAUAUACAAAAUAUUCAAUAUGCAACCUGAAUUACACGUGGAUGCAAACAUUUAUGCAAGACCUUUUCCUCGUUUUGAUCGUCCCAAGAUUAUUGGUUACAUUGGUUUGGAAAAUCUCAAAUAUGCCCGCCGGAUUGGAAAUGAAAGAGUACGGUAUGAUUUAAACUUGCGUUUAGACGAGGCGAUACACCGACCACAGGACUUGGAUGUGAGACUAAACGACUUACUAAAGUUUUUAUUGGAACAUGAACGCCGCUUGAACUUUCCUAUAGAAAAUAAUUUAGAUGAAGCUAAGUUCUUUUGUUAUCGUGGCCUUAUGACUUGUGUGGCCUGUACUCCUUAUGAGAAUAGGGAGCCAUGGAAAAUUGUUGCUAUUUUACACAAAGGGAGCAUUUAUCUUUGUGCAAGAGAUACAGAGGAGAAAUUAAACAGGAAACUAAAUAUGACUGAGAGAGACAAACAAUUUACCUCAUGGGGCUAUAAGUUUGAACAGUUCCUUUUAUCUGAUGAACCAGAUUCUGAACCGAAUCCAGAUGUUCCUGUGGAUGAAAAUGAGGAGUUCUCAUUAGUCUUUACAGCUCAUUUGAACCGCCACACAGUAGUAUAUGGAGCUGAAAUGGAUGGAAUCAGAUGUGAUAAAGAAACUGUUAAUAAACCUCCUUCGGAAUUGGGUCCAGAAGCUAUAGUUAAAUAUUUAUCUACAAAAGAGUUUAUUGAAUUGAAAACCAACAGACAUAUAGAACAUCCAAAGCAAGAAACUAGCUUUAGACGGUUUAAAGCAAAGAAGUGGUGGUGUCAGUCAUUCCUUGCUGGUAUAGAUACCAUACUAUGUGGAUAUAGGAAUGAUGAUGGAAUUGUUGAAGAAUUGAAAUACUGGAAAAUUAGGGAUUUAGUUAAAAUGUCUCAGAGAUUUUGGAAUCCUAAUGUCUGCUUUAAUUUCUUGGAUACCUUUUUGACUUAUGUGAAGAGAUGUUUAGUAAGAGAGAUAAAAUAUAAACAUGGGGAAAAGAUGUUAAAUAACAUUCAUACAUUACCUUUGAUGAGCUUGAUGUUUGAAUGGAGUCCUGGUAUGCCAGUCCAGGUCACAGGGAAUUACUCACAUCAAGAUGAUCCCAUAUUGUGGCCAUGGUUCAUAGAAAAUCAUGGUAAGGGUGCAAAUAAUGCAUAAUAAUAAGU
This is a messenger RNA of Spodoptera exigua (beet armyworm), 1340 nucleotides long. The record is from the annotation of a GenBank genome assembly. Lineage: Eukaryota; Metazoa; Arthropoda; Insecta; Lepidoptera; Noctuidae.